AUGACACUGCCCCGAAGACAACAUCUCAGUGCUGAUACACUUAGUAAAACCACAGGCAAAAAAUUCAAGUGUCCCAGUUGCCCAUAUACUUUUAAUAAUCAUACAGAAGUUGUUAAUCAUGUAAAAGAAAUACAUAAAACAAUGUUAUUGGGCUUAAUAUAUCGACAAGAUUCCAAACGAGCCGAAAAUUUAUUGUUUAAAGUAGAUUCGCAUAAAGAAGAUUCAUGCAGAGAACUUGAUAAACUUAUUGACAAGUUAUCGCGUGCUGAAGAAAAGUACCUGCCCUUAACUAAAUAUGGAUAUCCUGUUAAAAAAGUAUUUGAUCAAAGUCAUCAGAUCUUAGCAGAAAAAGAAAAAGUAAAAGCUAUAAUUGAGAAUUUACGCAUAGAAGUUGCAAAUCUUAAAUGCGAGCUUAUUAAAAAUAAUAAUCAAAUCAUGCUAUUAAAUGAAAGGCAUAAAAAAUUACUCAGUACAUAUAAAAGUUUACUGAUGGAUCAUACUAUUCUUAAUAAAGAUUACGUAGCAUUAUUAGAAAAUAAUAGUAAUUAUUAUAUAGAACGUUGUCAUUUAUUAGAGCAAGAAAAUAGUGUAUUGGUUAAAUGG
Molecule: messenger RNA, 603 nt
Organism: Cetraspora pellucida
Lineage: Eukaryota; Fungi; Glomeromycota; Glomeromycetes; Diversisporales; Gigasporaceae
Source: the annotation of a GenBank genome assembly